AUGGACAAAUGCAAAGUGAGACUGUUUUUUUGUUCUUUGUUGAUCUGUCUGUUUGUUUUUAUCACAUUUUACAAGAGGUAUCAAUAUGAAUUUUGUAGAAGUUAUGAAGAACAAAAGGUAUCAUUAUAUUCCGAGGAAUCAUUUUAUUUCUCUUUUUAUGAUGAUAUAGUUAAAUCUAAAAAUUACUUGGAUGGCAUUAAUCUGAUCAUAAAUGACGAUAGAAGCGAGUAUCCUAAUCGAAUAAAUGCACUACAGCGUUUUAAUAUUUAUCCAGAAAUAAUACUUGGAACAAUAUGGCGCCUUAUAAAAUUAGAAACAUUUUUUGCAACCCCAUACAACUUUUAUGCUUAUGCAGCCCUUCUUUCUCAAGCGGCUAGUGUCAGUACACUAUUUUUUUUUUCUGUAUAUAUAGGAAACUCAUAUUCUUCUGGAAUCAUAUUUAUAAUGCUUUUUUUUUCAUGUUUUCGUGAAAAGUUUAUAAUGAGAUUAGCUGGAUUUCCUUUAAGAGAAAAUUUUGCUUCUGUUUACAUGUGGGGAAUUAUUUUACAUAUAUACAUUAUUCUUAGGGAAAAGAAGAUAUCAGCUUUAAACUACGCACAUUUACUUUUGUGUGUUUUUUUUUUUUUAAUAACAUGGCAAUUUUCUGUUUUCAUUUUGCUAACUAAUAUUGUUAGUCUAUUUAUAGUUUAUUUAUUGGGAUAUGAUCUAGAAAAAGAAUUAAAAAAAAUAUUAAUUGUUUUUGGUUUAUCUUAUAUAUUAUCUGUAAUAGUUACAUUUUUUCCAAGAUAUAUGAUAUAUACAUAUUUCCCAUAUGUCCUUAUUUCAAUUUUAGUAACAAUAAUAUAUAGUGAUGUUAUAAGCCCAGAAAAUAACACAACAAUUAAAGAUGAUAAAUUAAAAAAAAUUAAAAGUGAAGAAAAUAGGAAAAAAGAUAAAUCUUUAAUUCAUAUGUUGAUGAAUAUUUUUAAAAAUAGUUCAAACUCAAAUGUGAGUAGAAAAGAUGAUAAUAUAAUUAACAAAACAGUAGAAGGAUUUGAUGAAAUGAAAAAUAAUUUUCUUAAAAAAGACAAGAUAAAAAUAGAUGAAAAUAUUAUAGAAAAUUUUAAUAUAUUAAAAAAAAUAAAAUUUAUACUAAAAAGAGGAUUUAUAUCAUUAUUUAUAUUUAUAUUUUUGCGAAUGCUUAUAAUAAAUAAAGCAAAAGAUGAUUCACAUGUUCUUUCAUUAUUAAAAGUCAGACUAAAUAUAGGGAAUCAUAAUUUUGACACAAUGAUAUAUAGUGCAGGGGGUGAGUUUAAACCGUUUUCAAAAAAUAUGUUAAACAUGAUAAAAGAAACAGCUUUGUUCGAUUAUUUUAUUAUAUUUGGAAUUAUAUACAUUUUUUAUAUAACCAUAUAUUUAAAAUCUAUAUACAGAAAAAAAGAUAUAAUAAAAUAUAAUGAAUUUAUUACUUCAAAUUUUGUUUUUUUAUUAACACAAACUAUAUUUUUUAUAUUCCUUAUGUUAAUAAUAACAAGGCUUCGGGUCUUAUCUUUGCCUCUUUUGUGUGUCAUUUCAUCUUUGGUUGGAUCUACUACUUUUUUAAAUAAUAUUAUUUUUAUUAUCAUUGGCCCUUCUUUUCCUUUGUUCAGAAAACUGAAAAAAUCGACAAAAAUUAUAAUACAUAUAAUUUGCAUCUAUGAAUGGAUAUACCCAUUUAUAAAAUACUUUCCGAAAUAUGAAUACAUAAAUAUUAUACGGAACGAGCCCCCGAAUCUGCAAAAUAAUUUAGAUUUAAUUAAUUGGAUGAAAAUAAAUAUAAAAGAUGGGGAACCAAUAUUGGCCGAUAUACCUACAUCUAGUUUUUUAAGAUCAACAACUAAUUUUAAAAUGAUUUUACAUCCACAAUAUGAAGAUGUAGGGUUACGAAAACGGGUUCAAGAUUAUUAUAUGCUAGCCAGUUGCAUACCUUUUGCUGAUGCAAAAAAAUAUUAUUAUGAAAAAUAUAAAAUUCGUUAUAUUGUUAGUAAUAUUUAUAGAUGUGCAUCUAUAAAUGAGGGAAUAAGUGCAUUUACUUUAGCGGAUCAAAUAGAUUCUAAUUAUUCUAGAUGCACAAAUAAACAAAAUUUCAGAUUCUGCCAAAAAGUAAUAUAUGAUGAUACCAAUUAUAAAACUUUAUAUAGAAAUGGAAAAUAUAGUGUUAUAAAAUUUACUUCAGAAGUUGUUGAAGAUCAUGAACCCUAUCAUCAAUUUGAUGAAUCAAAAUAUGCUGACAUUUCAUAUUUUAUGCCAUGGAUAUCUAGAUGCAUAAAAACAGAUAAUAAAUGUGCAAUCCAUAUAGCUGAAGUUGCAAGAGCUAAUUUAGAUAUAUUACAAAAUUAUAAAAUAGCAUCUAUUUUAUAUAAAUAUAUAGAAAUCAAAAUUUUAGGCCAUCCUAAUACAAAUGAUAUUAAUGAUAAAAAACUGGGAAAUGAAAUAAAAUGGGAUAAAGACAUUCUCACAAUAUUUCAUUUAGCUGAGUUUUAUGACUAUGAUAUGAAAAAUACAAAGAAAGCAAAUAUAUUAUAUAAAAAAGCAACUGAUUUAAUAAUGGCAAAUGAUAUACAAUAUAAUAUUUCACCAAAUUUAAAUAAUUCAUAUAAUAAAACUGUAUUCCUAACAACCGAUUAUAUAAUAGAUGUGGUUCCUUUGGUUUCUUUAAAUAAACAAAUACACAUACUUUCUUCAUAUAUAUAUUUUUUGUUAGAUACAAAAUUAUUUAAAAAUAAAAAUGAAUUAUUUAUUCUUUAUAAUAAAAUCGAUAAACUUAUAAAAGUUGUUACAUUUUCAUUAAAUAAUGGAUACUAUUAUGAAAAUAUAAAAUCAAAUAAAUCAGAUAAAACGGAACAAAUAAUUAAAAUAAUAUUUUAUAAAAAAAAUUUAGGACAUGUUUUAAAUGAGUUAUGUGAGCAUGCAGUUCAUAUACAUAGUAUUAAACAUCAAUACACAGAAUAUGAAUAUAUUUAUAAAAAUAUAUGGAACUUAGUUAAAAAGGUUUCAUAUAUGGAUGAAUGUGUUUUGAAAAAUUUUCAUAUAUUUGAAAAAAGAGAAUUAAAUCGAAUUGAUUAUCUCAAAUUUUUUUACAUUUAUUAA
Messenger RNA from Plasmodium berghei ANKA, 3108 nucleotides. RefSeq names its product Dpy-19-like C-mannosyltransferase, putative. Gene Ontology annotation, molecular function: mannosyltransferase activity. The coding region runs from base 1 to 3108 and encodes 1035 amino acids. The record is from RefSeq and is a predicted model, not a curated record. The transcript is spliced from 10 exons. NCBI's taxonomy places the organism in Eukaryota, Apicomplexa, Aconoidasida, Haemosporida, Plasmodiidae. Gene Ontology annotation, cellular component: nuclear inner membrane.